AUGGCAACACCUACUCGAUUGUUGUUUGCCACCUUUCAGCCCAAGGGAUUCAGCGCUUCAGAAUCCUCUUGGACGACACGGUACAUGAUCUCUCACCCCGCUGUAGCCAGCAACUUCCACGCCUGCAAGGAGAAUCCGGAGGAGGACGAUGUUAUCGUGGGCGACGACACGGACUUCCUGAAGAUGGUGGAAAUCAUUGAUCUGGGCGAUUCCCUCCCAAGAGAUGAGCCUGAAAAUGGAGAUGCUCCGUUGGAGACGCAGGAACUCGUGCGGAAUCCUAUGCCAUUGUAUAGCGCGACGGCCCCAGAGUAUGAUCAGAUGCUAGAUGCCGAGGCCCGGGCCACCGGUCCUCAAAGUAGCACGGUCGAUGAGUCAGGAUUUGAUGCGGUUGCUGUGGUUUGGGAGACCUUGGUGAAGAAAUGGUCGGCGGAGGGUGCUGAGAAAGUUGACCAACUCGUGGAUUUCUGUGUUUGGAAGAUGGUGAGAUGGCUGGUGAGUCGAAAGCAGCCGCCUUUCUUUAAAAGCCCUUCGAUGCAACUUUUUCUGAUGCAGCUCUGGCGGACAAAGGCAGCAGCUGACGGCAUCAAAAAGCUGCAGCUGCAGCAAGUCUACAGUGAUGGGGGAGUGACGUUGGACCCACUGUUUUCCAAGAUCUUCAGCAAGGAUAGCAAGGCCGACUUCAUGUGCUACAGUGGUGGUGGAGAUUUGUUUGUGCGUGGUGUGCAGGAAUAUCAGUUCCUACAUGGCGACAUGCGCGACAUGCAGAUGAAUCCAGAUGAUGUGAUGAUGCCUCCGCCAUUCCUCUUGGUCAACUUCUGCGUCCAAGCGUUGACGACCAAUGGCCGCAUCCGCAUGGUGCCAGGGAAGACGGAGCUGGACUGGGAUCGGAGGACUGAGGAUUGGAGCAGACCAUAG
Messenger RNA from Cladocopium goreaui, 915 nucleotides. The record is from the annotation of a GenBank genome assembly. NCBI's taxonomy places the organism in Eukaryota, Dinophyceae, Suessiales, Symbiodiniaceae.